AUUUUAGAUUCCCCACAAUGCGACGGAUCGCCAACAGCUUCGGAAUGUUCUGUGUUCAGUUCGCUGAUGUGUAUUCUGCCGGUGACGUGGACAGCAGCGGCGACAGGCGACGUGCCCGGCCCCUCCCGUCGCCAGUCCCCCGUUGCCACUCCCUCGACGCGCACCCCUACAAGCACCCGGAACCGCUUUUCGCUGCUCGACGAUCGAGUUAUAAUCCACUGCCGGAGAUGGUUGCUGAGAGCACUGAGGCUAUAGUCGACUCACAUUCGGACAGGGUUACUCUAGAUGUUGUCUCGAGUCCUUUAAAUCCUAUAAUUCAGUCCUGUGCAGUCAGCAAUGGAUGCAGCUUUCUCAGUGGAGAGCUUAUGUCAUCGGACAUUCUCAUCCGACUUUCGACGCUGGAAAAUCAACUUGUACAUACGAACGAAAAGGUAAAAAUGCGGGAACACGUGAUCGAGCAAUUAGAGGAGGAAAUUCAGGCAAAAGAACGGCUAAUCUAUGAACAGGGCCACUUGAUACAUAUUUUGGAAAACGAAAACAAACUUGACGAGCAAGCCAUGCAAAAGGAUUUCAUGGGAAGCCAACGACAACGGUUAGACAGUGAAACGGCGGAUUCAAUACCCAGUGAUAGCGAAAUCACUAUCAUUGAUCGAUUCGCUUCCUCCAGCUCCCCUUGCCAUUCCAACUCCAACUAUAGCGAUCAUUGUGAUCGUUUGAGGGAACGAUUGGAACAGGCUCUGAUCGAACGUGAAAAGUUGGAGCUGCAAAACGAACAGCUGCUAAAGCAAUGGGAAGAAGCGCUUGAGUACGUUACAACGGUCCAAAAGCAGUUGCAAGAAGAAAUCCGCCGAAACACUGAAUUGAAAACGGCCCAAAUGGAAGCGCAAAAGAGCAAUCAUGACACGAUCACAAUCUCUCGAGGAACCUUGAACUUCGUUGUGUUGUUAGCCGUCCUGAUUGGUUUCUAUCUUUACCGAAUCUAGAGAUCUCUCUCUCUCUCUCUUUAAGUCGACACUGCCCCCUCGAGAUGACAAGACGAAGUGACAGCGUCGCUUUCCCUCAACCAGGGACUUGGGUAAUCCUAACGGGAAUACUCACGGUUUGUUGCUACCCGAAGCAGGAGCAACCGAAAGCCCUGGGCUCAGUAACCCGAUCGCUAAGUUAGCCCCAGCUAACCGACGCCUGAGAUUCCAGCUUCCUUACUGACCGCGAUCAGUAAGGGACAAGGUGCAGUCACUGACCUCUACGUUGUUGUGUUGUUAUUCGCAGUUCCAAGACAGAAUUUGUAAUUAUUGUCGGGUUCAUUAUUAGUAAUAAGUAGUUAGU
Molecule: messenger RNA, 1326 nt
Organism: Cylicocyclus nassatus
Lineage: Eukaryota; Metazoa; Nematoda; Chromadorea; Rhabditida; Strongylidae
Source: the annotation of a GenBank genome assembly